Molecule: messenger RNA, 2809 nt
Organism: Daphnia pulicaria
Lineage: Eukaryota; Metazoa; Arthropoda; Branchiopoda; Diplostraca; Daphniidae
Exons: 9
Coding region: 836-2731 (631 amino acids)
Source: RefSeq, a predicted model, not a curated record
UCAGUCAUCUCCCACAUGCCAAAGACCGAAAAAUGUGUUCAAAUGCGAUACUGUAAAAUUCCGAGUAACACCACCACAGCAACCACCACGUGCUCAACCCCGCCAUUUUGUCUGUGCCGAAAUUACAACAAAAGAAAAAGAAAAAAAGAAAAGAAAAAAGUUGCUGUGUGUAGUCAGUCACCAUGUGGAUAUAUACUAUACAAAAGAUAAAAAGAGUCAGCCACUAGCCAGGCUCCGGUUCAGUGCCGUUUCAGACUGGACGCAGUGCGGAACGUCCUCGCUCGAGCUCUCUGAAAAAUCCCCUACAACCAAAAACAAUCAAAACUGUGUAGUUCUAUUCUAGUUUUCGAGUGUGUGUCUGAAAUUCCUUGUGUGCAUCCAGUGUGUGUUUUUCGGCCAUUGUGUUUCUUUCAGCUAUUAAAACGGUAUCAAGAGGGAGCUAGGGGCCAUAUUGUUCAUCGUGAAAAUUUAGUUGUCGAGUCACCAAAUAAAUUUGUGACGACGAGAGGGGAAAAAAAAGGGGGACAAACAACAACAGAGAGAAAUGGGCAGUCGUGAAAUGUGUCGUAUUAUUAUUCAGAAUCUUCUUGGCACCUUUUUAUGUGUCGAGUGAAAAAGUCAAAACUUGUCGCGCACAGUCAUCACACGAAAAAUAAGAAUAGACACACGUUCGGUUUUAUUUGAAUAAAAAUUCACCAGAGCUGCCAAUUCCAUUCAAGGAGAUUUAGGCACUGACCACAUUUUUCUCCAUUCAGCUAGGUAUUUUCACGAGGAAACUUGUUUGAGACGCCAUUUUUAUCACCCUACACACAUACAUAGUCGAGCUAGAGAGAAAAUGGAAUUUUAUUGGUUAUGGGUGCCGUUGGUGUUGCUGCAUGUGAUUGUCACGCCAGUCUGCCGGGCAUUGGUGCCGGAGAUAUCACUCAAAUCCAACAAUCACGUACACCCUGCGGCGAAAUCGUCUGUCACCAUUGGCAAUGACGUCAUCUCGGAGACCAGAACACUCGGCGGCGUCGGCAAAUGGCCAACGUUGAACAUUACCCGAGUCAGAACCAGCAGCAGCAGCACAACAACCAAAUUGGCCAUUGACGACGAGAGUCGGCGCAACUUUGGCGACCCCGAUCCUUCGUCCGCCGGCUUAUCGUACACGAUCCACCAUCUGGACACUAAUUCCAACCCUUCUGCUGGAGGACCCGGCAGCCAGAGAAGGAAAAAGAAGAAGACUCGUAACAAGUGGAAUCAUCACUCACCCAGUUCGAAAUUUGGAAUCGCAGCUGCAGCUGCUAAAACAACGCCGGCCGGCCAACCUUUUUGGACACGCAAUGACAUUUUGGAAUCUCCGACCACUAAACCACCGCCAACUUAUUCCGACCAGAUGAUGACACCGUCGACUUGCCAAUCUUUGACGUCGACUUGCCCACCUUAUCGGCUGCUGGAACGGCGCAAAGAAUACGACGUCCGCUGGUAUCCGUCGCGGAAAUGGGCGUCUGCCAUCGUCAUGACGGAAGACGAUCGCCUCCUGGCCGUCUGGGAAGGAUUGGCAAAGUUGCAGGAAUAUUUCAACGGCUACAACGAGCCGCAAAUCGCCAUGAACUUGACGUUCCCGCUCCUGACUCAAGUCAAACGCGGCAAACAUCCCGGCAUUCUCAACCAGGAGCUGAGGGACAUCACCUUGUCCGUCCCCAUCCCAUCUCGACACCAAAUCAAUCCGCCGUCACCCAACAGCGCAGACGUCCUGCUGGAUACGGUCGAGUCGAGCACCGUUUUCGUCCAGAGCUUCCGAGCCCGUCUGUGGGACUUGACGGACCGCGCCCUGCGCCACCGGGCCGACCGCUUCAUGACAGCGCUAAGGAGUCACGGAGAGGCUUUUCACGACCGUUACUACUAUCUCGCGGCGUUCACCAAGCCCGAUAACACGGACAACAACGUCUACGAGAUGUGGAUUCACGCAACCCGAUUAAGGGAUCCAGGUCGAGUCCAGCCGGUUAUCAAGUCCAGGGAUCCGCCGCUCAGCAAAGUGACUCUCCGCACCCGGAAACGGCUCUGUCGUGGAGUGGAAUGCCCGUCGUUUGACGUCCUUCGUGUCUACAAAUUCGGAAUUCAAAAGCGACGCUAUUUCGACACGGUUCUGAUCCAGGCGGGGACCAACGAGUGCGAAUUCAACAGCCUGUCCGUCUGGCGAGGAUUUAUGCCACUUCAUCUGUACAAACAUGGCAUCAACUCGCACUGGGAGGUGCUGGAAGCGACCAGACCUAUCGGCAUCGUCCAUGUCGUCGACCGACUAACGGCCAAUCAAUCGUUAACGAGCGGCAUCGAUCAGCGUCUCGGCCAGCUGCGCUACAACAACAACAACACCACCAGGACAUCUGCAGCAGCGGACUCGUCCGUCUCUUUUGAUUGCAAGCACAAUCUGACCGUUUCAUUGUACCUGCCUCGACGGUUGCAUUCCAACCCACCAUCAGCCGGCCUGGGAGCCCCACCUGUCAAGAUCAAUCGCGUGAACGACUUGAUCGUCUACGUACAAACAGUCGGUGGGUCCAUUCUCGAUCCUGUCCGUUCGACCAUCGAGGUGAAGAAGUUUGGCUCACGUCUCAAACAGUUGGGACUGUGCUACAAACCGGGCGAGUACUACCUGGUCGUUUACGAUUUCAUGGUCCGUUUUCACGGACGCCAAAACGAAAUUUGGUUCCUGGCUGACCGUUGCCCAUUGAGAGCCGAGCUGCCGACUUGAAAUGAUCAAAUUCGUCAUCUUCGUUACGAGCUGCGCGCGCCUGUAUAACUACAUCAUAAUUCUCUCUCUCGUCUACCC